GAAAGUGGCAUCGGUGAGAAGCUGAAGUCGCAUGUAUGGCCAAAGCCACUCAUCGGAUGAGAAGAAGAUGCCAUGACCCAUGGCCCUGAGCAUGUAGAGAAGUUUUACUAUAAGUAUACCUCCUCAACCCAGAUAUAUAAUGCUCUCUGCCUGUUCGACUCACUCACCUUGUUGCACUUGCCUUGGACGCUAUACAUACAUCUCAUAAACUCAUCCGUAGUUACAUUAACACUAAAUCACUACAAUGCUUACUUCCUCGCUUGUCAUCUUGGCUCUAUCAGCCUUCUCAACUGCCCUCCCAACGACACUCGAGAAGAAAGAUACCGCUUGCUCAACUCCAAAAUCUUUCACAAUCUCGCGUUUCUCCAAAUUCACACCAGCAGCUUCCAAUCCACAUCCAGCACAACUUUCCUUCAGCUAUGGCGACGAUGGUGCCACUGUGAGCCAAACGAGCUGCCUAUUGACUGGGGCUACCUCGACAUCUAGCACGCCUGUUGCCUGCGCAAAUCCUGAUGUCAGCUUUCUGUUCGAAAACAAUCAAUUGACUAUUUUUGAGAACUAUACGCCUUGUGAUUCAACCACAAAGGCUAAAGUUCAAGGAACAAUCUACGUCGCUACGUACUGCUAUCCUAGUCCUCCACAAGUUCCGCUUGGCGAGGGAACGACAUGCCAGACCCCCAGUACCUCGCUUGGUGGCAGUUUGGCAGCGGCUUAAUCAAAAUCUCAAGGAAGACUUUUGUUCCGUGAAGUCUUCGUUUGGUGAUGAGAAAGAGAUGGCAAUGUGUGAAUCUGUUCUAGACUUUUGAACAAACGUACGAUGAUGAUCGAUUUUGGGUUUGAUGUUUAAUCUAGAUUGCAUUAGGUAUCAGAGAAGACAGUUGAACAAUAUAAGAUGGGAUUAGUAAAACAAAACGUUCCCUCGAAUAUGCCAUCAUUUAGAUGUGUCUGGUCAGCUCAGCCAACAGUACCUGUCACUCAUCCACCCCC
This is a messenger RNA of Cadophora gregata, 987 nucleotides long. RefSeq lists its product as uncharacterized. The record is from RefSeq and is a predicted model, not a curated record. NCBI's taxonomy places the organism in Eukaryota, Fungi, Ascomycota, Leotiomycetes, Helotiales, Ploettnerulaceae. Bases 245 to 715 code for a protein of 156 amino acids. The transcript has 2 exons.